AUGUCACAAGUUUGGAGGUUGGAGGGUUGGGUGAGAUUUAAGGAGGUGGGUGGCCAGAGUUUCUUGAUUGAGUUCCAACAAGUGACUAACAAGGAAAAGGUACUUAGUGGACGUCCAUGGUUCUUUGAUAGGAACCUUGUGACUCUCCAAGAGGUGGAUGACUCUGUCUCUAUCAACUCCAUGCAUUUUAAGUUUGAACCAUUUUGGGUUCAACUCCAUAACUUGCCCCUGGCAACCAUGACUGAGGAGGUGGGGAAUCAGUUUGGGGCUUCCAUUGGUCAUGUCAUUAGGGUGGAUGCUGAGUUUGAUGGUUUGGCUUGGGGAAGAUGCCUUUGA
Messenger RNA from Juglans microcarpa x Juglans regia, 336 nucleotides. RefSeq lists its product as uncharacterized. The transcript has a single exon. Lineage: Eukaryota; Viridiplantae; Streptophyta; Magnoliopsida; Fagales; Juglandaceae. Bases 1 to 336 code for a protein of 111 amino acids. The record is from RefSeq and is a predicted model, not a curated record.